CAUUUCAUAUUAAUAUGAAACAAACAGACUACACUGACUCCCAGUGACAUUAAAGUUUGUUUUUCUCUUUCUGUGUCACUUUAGGUUUCACUUUCUUUUCCUCAGAAAAGGGCAGUGACUGUGUCUUCCACAGUGUUGUUCGUCUACAUACACCAACACGGGCUACAAUGGAAGCGGCGAGAGAUAAAUACAACAUCUUUCCCCCGAGUUCAACAUUUGCUGUUUCCAAGCCCCCAGUUGCUGUCAGUGCAGCGAUCACAGCUCCAAACUUAUUUGGAGCACCUUCGGUGGUCAAAGAUGCUCCAAACCCAUUUGCUUUAGGUUUUCCAGUUAGGUCGAAGGUCAACGAUCAGGUGAAAAAGGAGAUGAUCUCUACAAAAGUUUCUGGCAAUCUUGGAUCUGGGGAAGAAAUGGACGUUUCAACACAGCAAAUGACGAACGGAUCUUUCAAAUUCGGAACACCUUCCAAGUUGGAAUCUCCGUGGAGAGAUGUGGAGUGGACAGAGGCACGAAGGAGCAGCCUGAUGAAGACCGUCAGCUCCCACAGACCAAGCUGUAAUGAGAUGACUGAGACCAGGGUUCUCCUCCUGGGCCCAGUUGGUUCUGGAAAGUCCAGUUUCAUCAGCUCAGUCCAGUCGGUCUUCAAUGGAAGGGUCACCAACCGGGCCAUGGUUGGCUCCUCCCCUAACAGCUUCACUAAAAAGCUGCAGUCUUUCAACAUUCGUGGUCAGAAGGGAGAAGAUGUCCCCAGACUGGUGCUGUGUGAUAUUAUGGGGCUGAGUGAACAAGAGAUGACCGGACUGACCCUCCAUGACAUCCUGUCCGUCAUUAAAGGUCAUGUACCUGAAGGACACAAGUUCAGCCCAGAUCAGCCAGUGAGACCCGAGACAGAGGGCUAUGUGAAGUGGCCUGGACUAAAAGACAAAAUCCAUUGUGUGGCCUUUGUGGUGGAUGCCUCUAAAAUCCUCAAAUACCCUAAAGGCACCAGCACCAUCUUCAAGCAGCUCAGAGAACACAUCAGUGACCUGGGUGUUCACCAGGUGGCUCUGCUGACCCACAUAGACCAACUUUCUCCAGACACUGCCAAAGACGUCACCCAUGUUUACAGGAGCAGCUUAAUCCGAGACAUGAUGAGUAAAGCCGGAGAGCUGCUGGGUAUGUCCACGUCCUACAUCGUCCCCGUGCAGAACUACGCCUCAGAGCUGGACGUGGACGUGAACAUGGAUGUGCUUCUUCUCAGUGCCGUCGACCACAUCAUGCAGUAUGCCGAUCUGUAUUUCCAGGACCACACAGGGAAGGCUGAGACAGACAUUUUUGAGGACAUGGCCUGAGCAGAACAGUUCAUCUACAAAUGAGCUUAUUGAUGAUGAGUGUACUUUUUGAACAUCACAAUAUAACUACUGUCCGUUAAUCAAUCAUUAAAAAAUGUAUUUUGAACGCAAAAA
Molecule: messenger RNA, 1445 nt
Organism: Solea senegalensis (Senegalese sole)
Lineage: Eukaryota; Metazoa; Chordata; Actinopteri; Pleuronectiformes; Soleidae
Product: interferon-induced protein 44-like
Exons: 10
Coding region: 168-1331 (387 amino acids)
Source: RefSeq, a predicted model, not a curated record